AUGCCACAACUCUACUCCAACCUCCCGACAGCGCGGGACUCUCUCGAGCUCGCCUCCCUCGCCAGUUCCAGCCCCGACUCCGGCGCCAGCGCCGACCGAGACGACGACGACGACGACAGGUCCGACGGCUUCUCCUCGCGCCCAAGCCUCUCGUCCUCGCGGCGCGCCUCUCUCGAACGCGACGACCCCCUCGACGAUCACCACCCGGCCGCCGGCGGCCCCCGCAGCCGUCCAGAAACCCACGCCCGCUCCUUCUCGGUGUCGUCUACUUUCGACUUUGCCGCUAAUCUCUUCCCGCUUUCCAGCACUACGGGGGCCGCAGGGGCAGGUGUUGGGGGGUACGCCCCGCUUAGUGCAUCGGCGUCGGCGGCUGAGUUUGGAGGUGGUGGUGGCGGGGAUGGGUUGUUGGGUGGGAGCAGUAGCCGGUUUGGGGGAGCUGGUACCGGGUCGUUGGAGAAGCACAAGACGCUGACGUAUCUGAAUGGGCUGUCGCUAAUCGUGGGGCUGAUCAUUGGGUCGGGUAUCUUCUCAUCGCCGAGCCAGGUGAACUCGAACGCGGGGUCACCCGGGGCUGCGCUGAUUGUUUGGACGGUGGCGGGGGUCCUGGCGUGGACGGGGGCCGCGAGCUAUGCGGAGCUUGGGGGUGCGAUCCCGCUCAAUGGCGGGUCGCAGGUGUACUUGUCCAAGAUCUUUGGCGAGCUGGCUGGGUUCUUGUUCACGUGGGUGGCGGUGCUGGUGCUGAAGCCUGGGAGCGCGGCCAUCAUAGCCAUCAUCAUGGGCGAGUACCUGGUGCGGGCGGUCAUUGGGCCCGAGGCCGAGACGGUGAACGUGUGGGUGAACAAGUCGGUGGCCGUGGCCGGGCUGGCGCUGGUGACGUUUCUGAACUGCGUGUCGACGCGGCUGGGCACGCGUAUCAACGACAUGCUGAUGUUUCUCAAGUUUGUGGCGUUGCUGGGGGUGACGGUGAUUGGGAUUGUUGUGGCAGCCACGGGGUUCUCGGCGUCGGGACAGCCGGCGAACCGCGACUGGAAGGACCACGCGUGGUUCGAGGGAACGCACAUGGAUGCGUCGGCGUGGGCCGUGGCGUUGUAUGCUGGUUUGUGGGCAUUUGACGGCUGGGACAAUACCAACUACGUGGUCGGCGAGUUCCGCAACCCCGGCCGCGACCUCCCCCGCGUCAUCCACACAGCCAUGCCGCUCGUCAUCGCCGGCUACCUCCUCGCUAACAUCGCCUACUUCCUCGUCCUCCCCCUCACCACCCUCAACUCCACCAACACCGUGGCCGUCAUGUUCGGCCACAGAGUCUUCGGCCCCGUCGGCUCCCUCGUGCUCGCCCUCAUCGUUAGCGCCUCCUGCUUCGGCGCCCUCAACAGCUCCGCCUUCACCAGCAGCCGCCUCGUCUACGUCGCCGGCAAAGAAGGCUACAUCCCCUCCAUCUUCGGCCGUCUCGGUCGCGCCACCGGCACCAACCCCUCCAACAACAUCCACACUCUCUCAUCCUCCCGCAGUGGCACCACCGUGGCCCGCCGCUUCGCAAAACGCCUCACCGCCCUCGUCGGCGAUGACGACCACGGCCUCUUCUUCACCCCCAUCCCGGCAUUACUCCUCAACGCGGCGCUCACCACGGGGUACAUCGUUGUCGGCGAGUUCGGCACGCUAGUCACCUUCUACGGCGUGGCGGGGUACACUUUUUACUUUCUCACCGUGCUCGGCCUCAUCGUGCUGCGGGUGCGUGAACCCAACCUGGAGCGGCCGUACCGCACGUGGAUCACGACGCCGAUUAUCUUUUGCUGUGUUAGUUUGUUCUUGCUGAGCAGGGCUGUGUUUGCCCAGCCGCUGCAGACGCUGAUUGUAGUGGGGUUUGUGGUGGCUGGCGUGCCGGUGUUUUACUGGCGGGUUAGGGGGUGGGGGAGAGGGAAAGGGAGAGGGAGAGGGAGGAUAGGGGUGAAGGCUGGGUUUGGGGGGGAGAAGGAGAGGCCGUGGUGGAAGUUUUGGAAGAGGCGGUAA
Messenger RNA from Dichotomopilus funicola, 2007 nucleotides. Its product is annotated as amino acid permease-domain-containing protein. The record is from RefSeq and is a predicted model, not a curated record. Gene Ontology annotation, molecular function: L-amino acid transmembrane transporter activity. Gene Ontology annotation, biological process: amino acid transmembrane transport. The transcript is spliced from 2 exons. Bases 1 to 2007 code for a protein of 668 amino acids. Gene Ontology annotation, cellular component: membrane. Lineage: Eukaryota; Fungi; Ascomycota; Sordariomycetes; Sordariales; Chaetomiaceae.